AUGGAUCGGAAGGGAAAAGAAGGACAGAUUGAAGAGGGGAUCAGAAGAGGAAAGGACAGAUUGAUGGCGAAGGUGGAUCAGAAGAGGAAAAGAGAAGGACAGAUUGAGGGAGAAGGGGGAUCAGAAGAGGAAAAGAGAAGGACAGAUCGAGGGAGAAGGGGGAUCAGAAGAGGAAAAGAGAAGGACAGAUCGAGGGAGAAGGUGGAUCAGAAGAUGAAAAAAGGACAGAUCGAGGGAGGGGGGAAGAGGAAAAGAGAGGACAGAUCGAGGGACAAGGUGGAUCAAAGGAAAAAAGAGAAGGACACAUUGAGGAGGGGAUCGGAAGAGGAAAAGAAGGACAGAUCGAGGGCGAAGGGGGAUCAGAAGAGGAAAAAAGAAGGACAGAUCGAGGGAGGGGGGGACAGAUCAGAAAGGGGGGAUCGGAAGGAAAAGGAAACAGAAGGGGGAUCAGAAGAGGAAAAAGAAGGACAGAUCGAGAAGGAGGAUCGGAAGAGAAGGACAGAUUGA
Messenger RNA from Acanthosepion pharaonis, 507 nucleotides. The record is from the annotation of a GenBank genome assembly. NCBI's taxonomy places the organism in Eukaryota, Metazoa, Mollusca, Cephalopoda, Sepiida, Sepiidae.